AUGCCGUCUCAUGUGCAGCACUUCCUCAACGCUGUUUCGACGCUUUCAUUUCUAUGCUUCGUCGUCCUCGUUGCCGUGUCUCUCGCCGACCCUCGAAACCAGACAGAUGGCUUGCUCUUGAUCGAGAUUGGCGAUCUGAACACCACCGCAGUCAAUAGGACCACGACAGUAGGCGGCUUACGGCACCGUGAAGUCUUGGAUAGAGCGGAAAGCAUCAAUAAUCUCCUCGAGACGAUGCUCCCAGCGGCUGAGCCGCGCGCCCGGGACACUACGGGAGAGGUCGCCACUUCAGUAGCUACGUCAGCCACUGCAUCAGUAGCUGGCGGCACCAACGAGACGACGGCCGGCAUCAUGAGCGCUGUUCCCAGGAAUUACUCGCUGGGCACACAGAGAUUUUGUGCAGGCUAUGCGGCUGGCCGCUUGUGCGGUGCUCUGCCUCCGCGGCUGACCCAACUGCUUCCCCAGGCCCUUGCCAGUAGACGCCCAGACGUCUUCAACGCGACGGUCCUUGUCGAUGAAGCUCUGUCCGUUGCGCAGUCUGCGGCCCUUGUACAGGGCCCUGUGGUUCUGGGCUUAGUUGUCCUGGCUGUGCCUCUGCUCGUUCUGCUCGUUUCUUCAUACGAGUGGCCCCUCAAGGUGAGAAGAGCCCUCGAGUCUAGAAGACAUCAUGUGUUUCUUGCAUUAUGGCUCUUCGCUAUGAGUGGUCUGGCAUUAGCGGCUGGUCCUGUUAUCGCAGUCGUGAUCAUGCAGUCUAGGCUUCGUAGUGUUCCGGAGUGGAUCACAGUGCAUCCCGGACGUGCGGGGGAUGCUCUCAUCGCAGGCAUGAGCUGUGCAGUGGUGUCUGUGGCUACAAACCAGACACUGUGGAGACACACAUGGAACCGUGAAAAGUACAAAUUAGUAGACUAG
Messenger RNA from Colletotrichum aenigma, 909 nucleotides. RefSeq lists its product as uncharacterized. NCBI's taxonomy places the organism in Eukaryota, Fungi, Ascomycota, Sordariomycetes, Glomerellales, Glomerellaceae. The record is from RefSeq and is a predicted model, not a curated record. The transcript is spliced from 2 exons. Bases 1 to 909 code for a protein of 302 amino acids.